This is a messenger RNA of Scylla paramamosain (green mud crab), 5873 nucleotides long. RefSeq names its product N-alpha-acetyltransferase 15, NatA auxiliary subunit-like (gene Naa15-16). Bases 140 to 2827 code for a protein of 895 amino acids. The transcript is spliced from 17 exons. Gene Ontology annotation, cellular component: cytoplasm; NatA complex. Gene Ontology annotation, biological process: N-terminal peptidyl-methionine acetylation. Gene Ontology annotation, molecular function: protein binding. The record is from RefSeq and is a predicted model, not a curated record. Lineage: Eukaryota; Metazoa; Arthropoda; Malacostraca; Decapoda; Portunidae.
CAUGACGUCACUUCCUCAACGUCAUCCCUUGCUCCCGCCAUCUUGGCCGGUACCACGCGGGAUUUUGGGCAAUUCACGCUUAUUUUGAAGGACUGGGACACCUCAGAGGACCAGCAAGCGGGCCGGAAAGUACACAGUCAUGGAUCCGAAAAAGCAGCAGCUUCCGCCAAAGGAGAACGCACUGUUCAAGCGAAUCCUGAAAUGCUAUGAGCAGAAACAAUAUAAAAAUGGGCUGAAAUUCGCCAAGCAGAUCCUUUCCAAUUAUCCAGAUCAUGGAGAAACACUUGCAAUGAAGGGACUUAUACUGAACUGCCUGGGGAGGAAGGAAGAAGCCUACAACUUUGUCAGACAAGGUCUUCGAAACAACCUCAAGAGUCAUGUGUGCUGGCAUGUGUUUGGCCUGCUGCAGCGCUCGGAUAAGAAGUACGAUGAAGCUAUCAAGUGUUACAGAAAUGCUCUCAAAUGGGACAAGGACAACCUCCAGAUACUACGGGACUUAUCUCUCCUUCAGAUUCAAAUGAGGGAUCUAGAAGGGUAUAAAGAGACAAGAUACAAGUUAUUUGAACUUAGGCCAACGCAGCGAGCAUCCUGGAUUGGUUAUGCAAUGUCAUUCCACCUUCUUCAAGACUAUGAUAAAGCUCUGAAGAUUUUAGAAGAAUUUAGGAAAACUAUUCAGAAAACUUCAUAUGAUUAUGAAUACAGUGAACUGCUGCUAUAUCAGAAUCUUGUCAUUAGAGAGAGCAAGAACCUACAAGAAGCCUUGCGGCACCUCAACACCUAUGAGUCCAACAUCUGUGAUAAGGUCACACUCCAAGAACUUAGAGGAGAAUUAUUAAUGAACUUGGGAAGGAAGGAAGAUGCAAGUGAGGUAUACAGAGGCUUGAUCAAACGGAAUCCUGAGAACAGGAAUUACUACCUCAAGCUGGAAGAGGCUUUGGGGCUCACCACAGCAGAAGAAAGAAUAAAAUUGUAUGAAGAACUUAAGGAAAAAUUCCCCCGUGCUCAAGUGCCUAAGCGACUCCCCCUCAAUUAUGCUCGAGGGGAGGUGCUAAUAUCCUUAUUAGACCCUUAUUUGAGAGCAGCGUUACAGAAGGGUGUGCCGCCACUCUUCACAGACAUCCUUUCAUUAUAUGAUGAUCCAGAAAGAAUAAAAAUAAUUGAAAAUUUAAUGUAUGGCUACCUGAAGAAUCUGAAGGAGACAGGACAUUUGUGUGAAACAGAUAACGAAUACAAGGAGCCAGCCUCCAUCCUGUAUGUGUUGAUGUUCCUGGCGCAGCACCACAGCUACCUGGGAGACACAGAGAAGGCACUCUCUCUCAUAGAACAAGCAAUAGAGCACACACCAACCCUAAUAGAACUCUAUAUUGUCAAAGGAAAAAUACUGAAGCAUGCAGGGGACUAUGUUGGAGCAUAUGAAGCCUUACAGGAAGCCCAGGCAUUAGACACUGCUGACCGAUAUGUGAACUCCAAGGCAGCCUCUUACCUUCUCAAAGCUAACCUAGUCAGGCAGGCAGAAGAAAUGUGUUCCAAGUUCACUCGGGAAGGUGUAUCGGCAAUGGAGAACCUGAACGAGAUGCAGUGCAUGUGGUUCCAGACGGAAUGUGCGCAAGCCUACCACCGCCUUGGACAGUACGGGGAUGCACUCAGGAAAUGUCAUGAAGUAGAUAGGCAUUUUACGGAAAUCAUUGAGGACCAGUUUGAUUUCCACACUUACUGCAUGAGGAAGAUGACCCUGCGCUCUUAUGUGGAGCUGUUGAGGCUAGAGGAUGUUCUGCGGAGUAACAGGUUUUACUGGGACGCAGCACAAACCGCAAUUACCAUAUACCUCAGGUUAUAUGACCAGCCCCUCACAGCCAACACUGGAGAGAACAACAUCAAUACUGCAAAUCUGGAUCCGGCUGAGCUGAAGAAGCUGAGGUCCAAGCAGCGCAAGGCGGCCAAGAAAGCAGAACAGAACAAGGCAGAGGAAAAGAAGAAGGAAGAGAAGAAGGCUGAACACCAAAAAUCCAAGUCUGGUGGCAACACGGAUGAUGUGGACAACCACCCGACAGAAGACCUAGACCCCAGCAAGCUAGAAAGGACAGAGGAACCUCUUGCUGAGGCCAUCCACUUCCUGAAGCCCCUCCAGUCUCUUGCCCCCCAAAGAAUCCAGACUCACCUUAUGGCCUUUGAAAUCUAUAUACGGAAAGGCAAACCUCUUCUCAUGUUGCAGGCACUCAAAAGAGCUCUUGCCCUGGAGCCUAACAACCCAGAGCUUCACACGUGCCUCAUUAGGUUCCUGCAGUACAGACAAGAAAAGUUACCUGGACACCACAGCGUAGUAGUGGAUGUGAUCAACAGGGAGGUGAACCGGCUCCUGCCCACCACUGACCCCACGCAGCUGAAUGAAGACUUCCUGAAUAACAACCAGGACUCUGUUCCUCACAGGCUACAAGCGGCCCGAGCCAUGAAGCUGCUGGAUUCAGUACAGAGGGACAGAGCUCUCUCCAUUGCCACUGCCCUUGACCCUCACCUCACUGAGCAGACCCACCAGAAUCUGCAUAAGGUGCUAGAGUGGCUGGAAUCCAGAGAGGUUGGAGGAACACCUGAACAACUCACCCGCUACAAGGCCCAGAGUCAUGCGCUGUUCCCACGUGCCAGAGCCUUCAUGCCACCUGAGUCUUCUUCCUCAUCCUCCUCCUCCUCUUCCUCCACCACCACUACCACCACUACCACUGCAGCAGACUCCAUCUCAACCACCAACCUUACUGUAACUAGCGUCACCACCACCACUACUGCCGCCACUGCAACCGCCAAUCACAACCAUGUGGACGCUCCCAGCAGCUGAAAUUCACUAAUGGUCUGUAACGCCAGAGUUCAGCGAGUGCAGGGUUGUUACAAAUAACACUCACCAGGAUCCAGUGAUAUUGCUGCUGUGUGCAUCAAUAAGGACAGGAAAAGUUUCAUAUGCUUUUUAAGGCUCAAUAACUUAAAAGAUAUAAUCAAUAGAGGAAAUGCAUGUACAUAUGGGAAUUGAAUAGAAACAAGAUCCUGGUUACUGUACACUCUUGCAUUGUGUGAGUGCUGUCAGACACUGAAGUGUUUCCUCUCUGUACACAUUUUUUCCUGCCGUUCAGAUGACUGACUGAUCCCUGUUGUUGGAAUUAUUCUUACAAAGUUUUUGUUAAGCGUUGAAUUUGCUGUGUCAGUAAACAAGUAUGAAAUGCCAAUGUUCUUUUUACACACACCUGAUGGAUCUUUAGUUUAAUUCCCUCUCCUCUCCCCCACCCACCCUUCUCUCUCUCUCUCUCUCUCUCUCUCUCUCUCUCUCUCUCUCUCUCUCUCUCUCUCUCUCUCUCUCUCUCUCUCUCUCUCUCUCUCUCUCCCUCUGUCAUAUUCUCAUCCUACAGAGUUCCUGUUAAAAGUGCUUAAGUUUAUUUCCUUACCUGAGUGUUUUAUAUCAUCGUAAAGGCCUUCCCCUGCACCAUGGCAGGCAAUACAUCCAAACUCCAGCCCCAACACUCCCUCAGCAUCACCACAGCUGCCCACCAGUCAGAAGAGUCAGUGUCAACACAGAUAUGGAGUCACACAUGUUGAAGCAUUCUGUUGUGGAGCUGUUGGAACUCAGGCAGUUGGUCACUCUGCCUUGAGUUUUUAUUAAUAAAAAAAUAUUCUUGCCCAGGCUGUGUAGUAAAUUCAUCCAAAAUCCUCCCCGGUCAUGUGUGAUUACACUAAAACUUUUAAAUCCAUUUUUAAAAGAAAUCUCAUCUUUUAGAAACUUGUAGGAGUGACCUUUAAUGGUGAGAAACUUUGAUGAUGAUGAUGCACUGUAUGGAAAUUCGUUUUGGCAGUUUAUACUUAGCCACAUUCCACUCGCAUAGUUAAUUGCCAAGACUCAGUUUUGUGGAACAACUGUUAUGUGCCUUUGUACAUUUGUAAUUAUGUUAGUAUCUUCAAAGUGCCCUGCUAUUAAUAGUUUCUCCUACAUUUCACUUUCUUCUUUUUUUUUUUUUUUUUUUUUUUUUUUUGCCAUUUGAAGGCUUUUAUACAUCAAUAUAUCAUCAGUAUAUUAAACAACUCCUGUAACUAUACCUUUUAGCUUCCUCAUAUUAUAGCAGCGGCUGUUUGGCUUGUUUCUUCACUUGCAUGACGUUGUGUUUGGUCUUGAUGCUUUCUUGCUGGAUAAUAGCUAACUGAGGUGGGACAAAUUACGAAGGCUUGAUAGCAUGUGGAUCAGUGACUGACCUGGCGAGUCGUACGAGGUACCCGGGGGCCCGAGGACUGGGCACACGGCUGCAUUGCUUAUUCUGCUUAAUGUCUGAGAGACAGACACAUCAUAACCUGUCUUGCUCACUAGCUCUGUCUGUUGAUAUUAACCGGGUAAUGAUGCUUUCAUUUUGUAAAUAUUAAGAAAUGUCAACAAGCUGUGAAAAUGCUUUAGAGUUUCAAUAUGUAGAUAGUGGUGCUUAGCAUCACGAAAACCAAGGUGGACUGUGACCCCUUGGUGACUGGAGUCAUAAGCCAUCUCAUGAUGAGGGUUCUACCGCAUCAGUGCAUCAACAUGGCCAGUCAACACUCUUCCCUAUGUGUCAUCUGACUUAUGUUUUAUGGAUAUUUUUCUUAAUGAAUAUUUUGAAUCUAAAACUGUGAGAAAUUACUGUGUGACAACUAGACUUCACACAGGCUUGCUGCCAAGCAAAGACCAGUUCAUGAAGCAAUGCCCAUAAAGCAAAACAACUAUACUCAGUGUCAAUGACCUUGCCUCACUAAUUUUGCAACCCACAGAGACGUGAACAUGGCAACACUCACCAGGUGGGGCUCUUGCUUGCUGAUUAGUCUGUGUAUUCCUGUCUUUUAGAAUUUGUGGCAGAUUGACUUGUACCUGCCAGAAAAUAUUUUUAUUUUUAAGAUACAAGGUUACUUGUAUCUUAAUAAUCCAGAAUGUUACAAUAAAGUUAAGAUUUUGCUAGAAAUGUAAAGUUUGAUAAGGAUGUGUUUUAAAAGGUUAGGAAUCCAUUGACUAAUCAGCAGGUGAGAAUGUCAUGCAGUGACAGCUUUACUAGGUCUUGUGUGUCCUUGGAUGGUAAAAUUACUUGGCCAGAGUCAGUGAUACUGAGCUGGUGGUGUGUUGGAAACUAGACGUGUUGGGCAUUAACUUUUAACAUGUCAUUUAGUGAUCCAAACACGGAUACAUACACACACAUGCACACCACACCACACACCACACACACACACACACACACACACACACACACACACACACACAUCUUAAACUGGGUCUUCAUAUCCCUCACGUAGGAAUGUGGUCUUUCAGUAAAGAUAGUGAUGUCACAAAGCUGAUGCCAAAGUGCAUUUAUUGUACAGGAGGAAUACUGGAAGGAGAAAGGAUUCUUUACUAGUUCUAAUCAAGGAUUAUAGCUGUAUAUGCAUAGAAUAAUUUGGAGUAAAAUUAUCAAUCAGGCAGCAGCAUAGAGGGAUCAUAUUAAUCCAUUUGUUUUGUGAAGGUUGCUGCAAAUUGCUAUAAAGCCAUAAAGCCAAUCAGACUGGCUAUAAGUUUGCAUUACUUGUCUGUAUUGGCCAAGUCUUAGUUAUUUGUACUGACCCGUUAUUGCAUACUUAAUUAUGACUUGCUAGUCACUUUGGGGAGGGGGUUAUGUUCCAUUGUUCCAGGGUAUUUGUAUAUACCUUACUGAGAGCAAUUUUGUCCAGUCUGUUUCCUCUCCUACUGUAUGUGUAUGGCCACAGAGCGGCACUGGGUGAGCUGGGUCCUCGGGUUGGUGCAGGAGAGGCUGGUGGCUCCACUCUCUCCAACCAACCAAACAAACAUAAAGAACAGUCAUUAUUCCAAAUUGUUUGUACAGAUGCAAAGCAAAUGAAGUAAUUUAAACAAGCUA